GGGGUCUGGCGGCUUGUGGUCGUUUUGUUUUCUUGGCUGAGACUAGUGACAAGUGAGGCGGCCCCGUGCGGCGCGACACCAGGCACCGGACGUAGUGCAUUGCCAGGUCUGGACGUAAGUGCCCGUGACCUGAGAAAAUGUCAGGAUUUCUAGAAGGUAUGAGAUGCUCAGAAUGCGUUGAUUGGGGAGAAAAGCGAAAUACUAUUGCUUCCAUCGCUGCUGGUGUUCUGUUUUUCACAGGCUGGUGGAUUAUCAUAGAUGCAGCUGUUAUUUAUCCCAGUAUGGAAGAGUUCAACCACUCAUACCAUGCCUGUGGCGUGAUAGCAACCAUAGCCUUCUUAAUGAUUAAUGCAGUAUCAAAUGGACAGGUCCGGGGUGACAGUUACAGCGAAGGUUGUCUGGGUCAAACAGGUAAAUAAAUGCAAACAACAUCUUACUAUCC
This is a messenger RNA of Chinchilla lanigera (long-tailed chinchilla), 442 nucleotides long. It is a transcript of the gene Tmem50a, whose product is annotated as transmembrane protein 50A. The transcript has 4 exons. NCBI's taxonomy places the organism in Eukaryota, Metazoa, Chordata, Mammalia, Rodentia, Chinchillidae. Bases 138 to 419 code for a protein of 93 amino acids. Gene Ontology annotation, biological process: protein targeting to vacuole; late endosome to vacuole transport via multivesicular body sorting pathway. The record is from RefSeq and is a predicted model, not a curated record.